AUGCACAUAUUUUUGCUGUUAUUCGCUGGAGGAUGGAUCGUGGAGGCCGAGUUGAACGCGGAUCCUUCUCUGACCUCCUCCCCCUCGUCGAACAGCUCCCGCAAAUUCCAGCUGAUCUCCGAGCCGGCAAUCAGAAAUCUACUACUAAGGCCGAUCCCGAAAAAGCAUGCCAACAUGCUCCCAAAUCUACAGCACACGAUGGCCUUGCCGAAGUUGAGGGAUGAAAUGGUGAUCGGGCAAGACAGCUUCGCCUUUAUGCGCGGCCGGGAAAUUCGGCGAAAACCGGUGAAGGCAACGAAAAGUGAGGAAUAUUCUUCGGAGGAAUCGAUGGAAGAGGAUCCGGAAAUUACUCGAAUUAUGGCCGAGAUGGGCGAGGCGAAGGCGGAGAUACCGAAGAUUCCCGAAAAUUUGAUUGUACCCCAUUUCGAGAAGCCUAUCUACGACGUAAAAGCCCCGCUGGGCGGCUAUAAAAUGGCAUACCCAUUGACGCUCCUCCCAUUUGUCACCCAGCCCGGCGGUGAGGCCCCAAUCUUCACUAUCACCGAAGACCCAAGCCAGCUAAUUCAAAUUGGAAAGAUCAGGCAUAAACAGAAGGACUCGAAAUCGAUCACGUCGGUGGCGGUGGAAUUGCGGUCUGGGGCGGAGUUGAAGGAGGAGGAGAUGAAGGACGGCAAAUACACAUUCGGAAUCAAGGGGCAACUUGGCGACCAGGAGGACACCACCAUGGUUCGCCUUGGAGGGAUUACGCCUCGACGGCCACCCGUCGAUCCGGAAUUCAACAAGGGUGUCGUCGAGAUACCGACUCCAGUCCUCUCCUUCAAAGCGACCGGCGACACCAACGGUACCAUAUCCCUCGAUGCCCUGCCAAACUUCGAGUUCACGGUCCAACGAGAAGGAGAGCAGCAAAAUGACCCAAUCAACCUGAGCAUCAACUCGAAGCUGCUGCAGUUGACGGCGAAGCAAAUCAGUCCCGGAGAGAAAAUAUCUGCCGAGUUGUUUGGAGAGCGUAUCACCCAGAAGCUGCUCGUGAAAGCUAGAGUUCAAGAUGAGGCGGAGGGGUCUGGGAAUUCGGUGGACGGAGGGGAUUCUGGAGAAGAAGACUCCACCGAGACUACUGAUGAUCAACUCCUGCAUUCCGAGCCGGAGGAGGCCAAGCAGGUGGAAAACAUGAUAGAGACGACAAAACUUCGUGACGGGUCGACGUCGGAGGUUGUGGAGGUUUCGGGGAUGAAGUCAGAGAUGAAGGAGUAUGUUUUUACCGUCUCGGAGUCCGCGGAGGAUGGGAUGUUGGUCGGGGAGCUUGAUGGGGAUGCUGGAUAUAACUUGGUCGAUGAAGGACCAUUCAAACUCGAAAACUCUCAAAUUCUCCUGGAUUGUCCCACCAAACCCUGCCUCGACUUUGAGCAGCAACGAAGCUACGACCUCCUUCUCCUUCCCAUCGACGGUGAAUACCACGAAGUUCCACGCCCGCUUCGAGUGAUGAUUAACGUCACCGACGAGGACGAGCACCCGCCCCGACUCGUCGUCCCAACCCACAUGAUCCGCAUCAGCGACGGGGACCUGUUGUCGCCGUAUGGAGUUGAGGUCGAAGAUGAUGACGGCAGCGACGAGAAUAUCGUAAUUCUCGAGGGAGCGGCGGCCGAUUUUCUCAGUUUGGAAAAGGUCGAGGACAAGCUUUAUGAAAUUAAGUCAAUCAAAUCGGCACCAAGCGGCAAAUUCGAGUUGCGCAUCGUGGUGAAGGAUCGGGCAGGGAAAUUUGGAGAUUCGGCGGAACGUGUCGUAGUCGAAGUGGCGAACACAAAGCCAAAUGCCCACUUCCGGAAACCCGAAUACGUUCUGAGCGUCCAGGCCACCGAGUUGAAGAGCGAUCAGCGCUUAGCAGAACCCGAGCUCGAGGGAAUCCCGAUCGAUAUGGUCAAAUUUGUCAUUUUGGGACGUGCGCCAUCGUUUGUUAAAAUCGACGACUACCAUGGGCAUGUGUUGGUUGGAAAUUUGCCAAGCGAGGGCCUCCGCACAGCCACCCACAACAUCUCGAUCGGAGCCGUCAAACGCCAUACCGGCGAGAUUGUCGCUAGAUGCGAAUUUUUGUUGACGAUUCUAAACGGCAACCCGGCACUUUCACCGUUUCCGGAGAAGGUCAUCCACCAAUCGUUUGACAGGGAAUCACUAGACGAAAUUCGGAUACCGCUACUGAUGGAAGAUUUGGAGGAUGCAAAAGUGGAGAAAAUACUUGGAAUCGAUGAGGACGGAUUUCAGAAGGAGAUUGAGAAUAAUUUCACCUCCGAACACUCCAUCCGCAUUCCCCGCUCAACAUUUGCCAAACUCCGCCACCUCACCGUCGAGCUCUCCCACCGAAACCAUUACGCCUCUUUCCUCACCACCCUCACCUCAACCCCGGAAUAUAUCGCCGAAAAACUGAAAGCGGAAAGCCAGCCCCUAUUCAUCCCGCCCUGGGCACCGAAUAGCACACGAAUUACGCGCGAUCUGCAUGAGGAGGCUCCGAUUGGGUCAAUUCUACUCGCCCUGCCGGCCAACAACCCGAAAAGCGGCGAGAUGGUGACGGUGAAGAUGUCCGGGAGGGAUGCCGACAAGUUUUUGAUCGAUCAGAAGACUGGUUCGAUCACCAUCAAUUCCCGGCUAGACUACGACAGUCUGAAACCAACCCAACGCACCCUCGAGCUGAUUCUCGAAGCCGGCGACCCAGGCUACGUCUCCAAAGCCGAGAUUUUUGUGCACCUAAAAGAUAUCGAUGACAAUGCGCCAAUGUUUAUGACGAGCGGAGUGCCAAAAGAACUUGAUCUCUCCGAAGACACGGCCCCCGGCACCGAGCUGUUCAAGCUGGAGGCCAUCGAUCUGGACGAGGUCUCGACGGGAAAACUACUGUAUUCGCUGGCCGGCCACGGGCAUGAACACUACGAAAUAAAAGAGAAAAACGGCUCUAUGGUCUUCCAAGUGGCCCCGAAAGCGGAUUUGGAUCGAGAAAUGGGUGCUGAACACUAUUUGGUGCUACGAGUCGAAGAUCCCGCCGGAAAUCGCGAUGAGAUUACGUUGACUCUGUCGCUCCUCGACGCCAACGACAAUACCCCGGCCUUUGAUGAGGGUCCCGACGGGUUUGAAGUUACGGUAGUGGAGAAUUGGCCAAUUGGAGCGUUUAUCGAUCGAUUCGAGGCGAGAGACGCGGAUCAGGGGCAGAGGAUCAGCUAUAGUCUCCAGGGUGAUGGGGCGGAGAAAUUCGAGAUCGAUUCGGUCACGGGUGUGUUGAGGAUUGGUGCGGAUUUGGCGGGGAUGGCCAGUCCGGAACCGUACUCCUUGCAGUUGGUGGCCGAGGAUGACGGAGAACCCUCCUUGAAUACGACGGUACCCCUCCGCAUCCGCAUCCUCGUCCCACAGUAUAUUGCCAACUACGGACGCGACACCGUCGAGUACACCCGGCCAGCCAACGACUUUGUGCUCCGACUGCCGGAGAACACCCCGAUCGGGAAGGUCGUCUACAACGUGAUGGCCAUCAGGCGAGCCGAUGCCGGCAACUCGUCCGAGCGCAUCAAGUACACGGCUACGCCCCUCUCAUCCGCCGAUGAGGGAUAUCUGGAUGUGGACGAGCGAACGGGAGAUAUUUUCGUAACGGGGGCUCUCGAUUACGAAAAGCUCCGUUUUAUUACGUCGACCUCACGAACACCAAAGUUAAUGGCCAAUGACCCAAGCCCGGGGAGGUCAAAGAGUCCGGGCAUCACCAACCGUAUCGUCAUCCAUUUGCGCCAGAAACGUGACGGCGAUUUUGAUCAGGCGGAUUUGCACAAUGUUGUUCCAAAGCUCGUCGCUUCCGAACUCGCCGCCCCGAACAAAAAACCCCAACGAUCCUUGGAAACCAAACCGCCACGCCUCAUCCGCGAUUCUGAAUUCAUAGAGGUGGAAAAGCGGAGCACCGGGAUCCUCAGGAGGCAGAGCUCGAAACGCAGCGAGUACGUGACAUGCUCGGAUGACGGACCGGGGAUACGAGACAAAACUAUGAACAUCUAUCUGCCAGGCGGUGCCGGGCAUACCGGAAGACAACCAGAAUCGGGAGAAGCUGGAAAGGAACGAACCGGGAUUCUGAAGAAUGGGACCGGAAAGAAAAGAACAUCCACCAUGAGCUCCGGAUCGUCGAUGGGCAGCCCGCCGGGGAGGAAGUGGAGUGCAGGAAGUCAGACGGAGCUGCACAUCCGAAUCCCAGACUCUCCACCCUCCUCAGCCUCCCUAUCGCUCCUCUCUUCUGGCCCUCGUCCAUCGAUUCGCAUUGUCAGACAGGAUCCAGAUGAUUCGAGUGGCUAUGAAUCGGGAUAUUUAUCCCAUAUUGAUCUCAAUACUCCGGAUCUACUUUCGAGGCCCGGUUCGGAACUCCAGCGGCCAGAAUCUCGCCAAUUAAAGGAGCCGGGAAGGCGGCCAUACCGGGCCGAGUCCCACGACGAGAUACGGGCAUUCCGGAGCCCGCCGGACGUGCCGGGGUCGCUCGCCCGUUCAGCCACCGCCUCGCAUAUUGGACUGAGCGAGCAGUUGGUGUCCGGGUUACGCAACCGCAUCGACAAGACCAAGUUCAUCACGUGCACGUUCGAGGCGUCAAACGCGGGGCUGGAUACGGUGCUGCCGGAUGUGGUACAGGAAUUGAAGAGACUAAAAGAAGCUGUGCACGCCGUGCUCCGCGAGAACAACCGAGCCGUCCUCCGGGCCGAAGAUGAGGCCGGCGACGUGAAGCUGUCCAGCGAUCGCCUGGCCAAAUCGAAUACGCGGGAGAAUCAGCGGAGAAAUCAGAGGAGCGAUAGUUUUGAAGGUGUCUACCAGCGGUGUUACAUCCAUCUUCUACCAUAUUGUCACCAUGAUACUGCACAUUGGCAUCAUCCGUAUUGGGAUUGGGAGAGUCUCGAUCGGAAUAUGCCGAUUCUUCCUCACGCUGAACUCUUCGCCGCCCGGGACACCGACCCGAAGACGUCGACGAUUCUAGCGCUGCACCUGCUCCUCCGAGCCGAGCACCCCCUAUUCGAAGACUCGGCCGAUGAGCGUCUCCUUCGUGUCGAUCUUGUUGACGCAGAUGACAACCAGCCACAAAUUAUGCAGAGCCCGUACACCGUAUUCCCAGUUCGUCUACCGGCCGGCGAAACGACGAAAAUUGGGCGCAUCGCGGCGUUCGACCUCGACGCCGAGCCGUUCAACCGCAUCACCUACCAUUUGAUGCCGAAAUGCAAUCAGCAAUAUUCUGACCUUGUUGAAGUUGACGCGGCCACUGGGGUGCUAGCCUUUACCAGAGAGGUGCCGAAGAGCGUCGCCGAGUUCGAGACGUUCUGCGUACUGGCCAGCCCAUACGAAGCAGCGCACGUGUCCCGCCUCGAGUACUCGCCCACCAACUCCUCGAUGCUCCGCUUUCGACUGCAUUUUGUGGCCGAUCACUUCCACUUCCCUCAGAUGCCAUUUAGGACUAACAAUACGGUGUUGACAGUCGACCCCGACUUCGAGGAGUUGCGCUUGCCGUUGGCCCCGCCCCAUAAUAUUCCAGCAAAUGUCAGCUUUUACUUCCGGGAAUUCAGCUUUGAACCGGCCACCUAUUCCGCACCCACUUCCACCAAUUCCACUCCAACCCUCUUUGCGGUUGACCCACAAACUGGCUCGCUGCGCAUCUCCCCAUUCUUCGGCGAGAGCGAGCAGGGCAUCUACACAAUCCACACCGAGGCCAUCGACGACAAAUCCGGCAAACCGUUCGCCAGCUAUUUGCAAAAUGUGCACCUCGUCAGUGACACCCAAAAGGUUCGACUGGUCUCCGAGCUGGCCGUGCCCGAGCUCGCCUAUAAUGGGGAAAAGCUGUUGAGGCAAUUGACAGCAGCGUUGCAGCACGAGGAUCCGGAUCGGGCUGUAGAUGUGGUUGGAGAUCGAUUGGAGAAGUAUCCGGGAGAGAAGGAGAGGGCGGGCCUCUGCGUGCACGUGGCAAAAAGCGGCCGGGUGUUGUCACGCGAGGAAGUCGUGGCUUUAAUCGGGCAAGCGGUGCGAAGGGCCGAUUCUUCACUUCAUAACAUCUACCACAUCUACAAGAUCGUUUCGGUUGAGGCCUGUACGCCAUCGACGAAAAAGCAUGACCGAUUGAGGAGCAGCUCGAUUUCGAACUCGUGGCUAUUCUUGCUCUGCAUCACCAGUGUCGCUCUCCUCGUGAUGUUCGCCGUCACUUCUUACUACUGCCUGGUGCAUAGAUAUCGAGUACGGGCCCAGGAGAAGCACCGCAUGCGAGUGCAAAAAGGCCCAUACCCGAGUGGCACGCUCCCAGCGCUACCUCCGUCGCAUCUUGGGCUACCUCCAAUGUAU
Messenger RNA from Mesorhabditis spiculigera, 6321 nucleotides. The record is from the annotation of a GenBank genome assembly. Lineage: Eukaryota; Metazoa; Nematoda; Chromadorea; Rhabditida; Rhabditidae.